Messenger RNA from Ceratotherium simum simum (southern white rhinoceros), 1015 nucleotides. Lineage: Eukaryota; Metazoa; Chordata; Mammalia; Perissodactyla; Rhinocerotidae. The record is from RefSeq and is a predicted model, not a curated record.
UGGCGGCCCACGAUCUCGGCGACGUGGGGCGUGCUGCUCAUCGGCGCGGUGCUCACGGGGAACUCGCUCGUGUGCGUGAGCGUGGCGGCCGAGCGCGCCCUGCAGACGCCCACCAACUACUUCAUCGUGAGCCUGGCGGCCGCCGACCUCCUGCUCGCCCUGCUCGUGCUGCCUCUCUUCGUCUACUCCGAGGUGCAGGGCGGCGUGUGGCUGCUGAGCCCCGGCCUCUGCGACGCGCUCAUGGCCAUGGACGUGAUGCUGUGUACGGCCUCCAUCUUCAACUUGUGCGCCAUCAGCGUGGACAGGUUCGUGGCCGUGGCCGUGCCCCUGAGCUACAACCGCCAGAGCCGGGGCGGCCGUCAGCUGGUGCUCAUCGGCGCCACGUGGCUGCUGUCGGCUGCGGUGGCGGCGCCCGUGCUGUGCGGCCUCAACGACGCGCACGGCCGCGACCCCGCCGUGUGCCGCCUGGAGGACCGCGACUACGUGGUCUACUCGUCCGUGUGCUCCUUCUUCCUGCCCUGCCCGCUCAUGCUGCUGCUCUACUGGGCCACCUUCCGCGGGCUGCGGCGCUGGGAGACUCUGGACGCCACUGCGCCCCCCGGCUCGCUGCCCCCCGACGCCAUCCUGUCCCCCGGCCCACAACCCCCAGGUGCAACCCUGCUCCCUAAUGCCACCCCGCCCCCCGACGCCACCCCGACCCACGACGCCGUCCCAGCCAAGCCCCCGCUGCAGGCCCGCAGGAGGAGGCGCGCCAAGAUCACCGGCCGGGAGCGCAAGGCCAUGAGGGUCCUGCCGGUGGUGGUCGGGGUCUUCCUGCUGUGCUGGUCGCCCUUCUUCGUCGUGCACAUCACGCGGGCGCUGUGUCCCGCCUGCGCCGUGUCCCCGCGGCUGGUCAGCGCGGUCACCUGGCUGGGCUACGUCAACAGCGCUCUCAACCCGGUCAUCUACACGGUCUUCAACGCGGAGUUCCGCACCGUCUUCCGCAAGGCCCUGCGCCUCCACUGCUGAGCGCCCG